AUGGACGUGGACAUGGACGUGGACGUGGUCAUGGACGUAGACAUGGACGUGGACGUGGACGUGGACGUGGACAUGGACAUGGACGUGGACAUGGACGUGGACGUGGACAUGGACGUGGACGUUGACGUGGACGUGGACGUGGACAUGGACUUGGACGUGGACGUGGACAUGGACGUGGACGUGGACGUGGAGGACAUGGACGUGGACAUGGACGUUGACGUGGACGUGGACGUGGACGUGGACCUGGACCUGGACGUGGACGACGUGGACACGGACACGGACAUGGACGUGGACGUGGACGUGGAUGUGGACGUGGACGUGGACGUGGACGUGGAGGUGGACGUGGACGUGGACACGGACGUGGACGUGGACGUGGACAUGGACACGGACGUGGACAUGGACAUGGACAUGGACAUGGACGUGGACGUGGACGUGGACGUGGACAUGGACGUGGACGCGGACAUCGACGUGGACGUGGACCUGGACGUGGACAUGGACGUGGACGUGGACACGGACAUGGACGUGGACGUGGACACGGACAUGGACGUGGACGUGGACGUGGAUGUGGACGUGGACGUGGACGUGGACGUGGAGGUGGACGUGGACGUGGACGUGGACGUGGACGUGGACGUGGACGUGGACGUGGACGUGGACGUGGACGUGGACGUGGAUGUGGACAUGGACGUGGACGUGGACGUGGACAUGGACGUGGACGUGGACAUGGACGUGGACGUGGACGUGGAGGACACGGACGUGGACAUGGACGUGGACGUGGACGUGGACGUGGACAUGGACACGGACGUGGACGUGGACGUGGACAUGGACGUGGACGUGGACGUGGACGUGGACGUCGAGGACAUGGACGUGGACGUGGACGUGGACAUGGACGUGGACGUGGACGUGGACGUGGAGGACAUGGACGUGGACGUGGACGUGGACAUGGAUGUGGACGUGGACGUGGACGUGGACAUGGAUGCGGACAUCGACGUGGACGUGGACAUGGACGUGGACAUGGACGUGGACGUGGACAUGGACGCGGACGUGGACGUGGACGUAGACAUGGACGUGGACGUGGACGUGGAGGACUUGGAUGUGGACAUGGACGUGGACGUGGACGUGGACGUGGACAUGGACGUGGACAUGGACGUGGACGUGGACAUGGACGUGGAUGUGGACGUGGACGUGGACAUGGACGUGGCAUGGACGUGGACAUGA
Closterium sp. NIES-65 is the source of this 1215-nucleotide messenger RNA. The record is from the annotation of a GenBank genome assembly. Lineage: Eukaryota; Viridiplantae; Streptophyta; Zygnematophyceae; Desmidiales; Closteriaceae.